This is a messenger RNA of Papilio xuthus (Asian swallowtail), 1083 nucleotides long. RefSeq lists its product as uncharacterized. Bases 1 to 1083 code for a protein of 360 amino acids. The transcript has a single exon. The record is from RefSeq and is a predicted model, not a curated record. Lineage: Eukaryota; Metazoa; Arthropoda; Insecta; Lepidoptera; Papilionidae.
AUGAGUGAGUGUGAUGAAGAUGAUGAUGAACUUAAUGAGAUUAUCAAGCAGCAUAAUUCUAGUGUAAUCCCGAUGGAAGUAGGUCAAGCUGAAAAUAUGUCAACAGAGAAGAGAAAACAUAGUGAUUCCAGUGCAGAUAAUAGUGCAGACGGUUUUGUGACGGUAUCUAAGAGAAAAAAUAAAAAUCGGAAGAGGGAGACUGCAGACAAUGUUAACAUAGAAAUUAGUCCAACUACACCAAUUACCGUACUAACUGAGGAGUAUUAUGAGGUUUGUAUCUCAUCCUUACAAUGUCUGCCUAAACAAAUAGCGAUGGCUAAACUUCUUAAGUCUAAUAAUAUCCAGAAUAUUUUACAAAUACGAUAUAAAAGCCCAUAUAAAGUUUUGAUUAAAUUCACAAAUAAGAAAGACGCUGAGUCACUGAUUACGUGUAAACAAAUAUCGGAAUUAGGCGGUAGCUGCCGCCUGACUAGUGAGUCAAAUAUAUGUUAUGGUGUGAUAAAGGGCAUUGAUUUAGGAAUUGAAGAGAAAGAAAUUUUAGAAAAUCUUACAGCGUCUUGUGAAAUUAUUUCUAUGAAAAGACUUAAGAGAUUAGAUUCAAAUGGAAAAUGGAUAGACAGCGAGACUUUUAAGGUGGUCUUCAAAAGUGAUAAAUUACCACCAUACGUUUAUGGAUAUGGAUGUAGGUUCAAGGUUGACACUUUUCACUUCCCUGUAACACAAUGUUCUGGUUGUUGGAAAUUUGGACACCAGGUAAAAUUCUGCCCAAACAACAAAAUUAUAUGCCCAAAAUGUGGAGACAAACAUGAAAAUUGUUCAACAGUGGAAUAUACAUGUGUUAACUGCAAAGGUGCCCACAUGGCACUUGAUAAAUCUUGCCCAAUAUUCCUUAAAGAAAAAAAGAUUCGGGAUAUAAUGAGCCGUCAAAACGUUAUGUAUAGAGAAGCUUUAAAUAUAUACCUUAGGGAGAAAAAAAUAUGUUAUACAACGGAAAUUAUGCAUACUGAAAAUUUAAACAACGGCAGCAAUACUCAUAAAGACGACCGAAUAUGUAAGAAUGGAAGAGCGUUAGGAUUAAGAUGA